Molecule: messenger RNA, 4352 nt
Organism: Oryzias melastigma (Indian medaka)
Lineage: Eukaryota; Metazoa; Chordata; Actinopteri; Beloniformes; Adrianichthyidae
Gene: pcnx4
Product: pecanex 4
Cellular component (GO): membrane
Source: RefSeq, a predicted model, not a curated record
GCUACGCUGUUUUGAUUGGCUAGAAUCUGACCGUGUACUAUGCUCGUCUGUUAGCAUUCUAGCUGUUAGCUAGCAAAGCAAUGCAGCUAUAGUCAAUUCUUCUACCAAUCCUCUGUGAAAUUAACCCACCAGUUCGUCAAUUUACACACACAAAAAAGAACCUGUUUUUGGUCUCCUAUUUUUAACGAUUUUUCUACUGAUCAAUGAUGACUGGUUAUCCUCCUCCUGCACAGAGAUGACCCCCCGUUCUUCAGGGAAAGGUCAGAAUGGGGCCAGAUGUGCCCCUUCUUAAUGAAUACAAGCAGGAGUUCUUCUGGAAGCGCUUCCCCCAAACUGUAUUGGGAGGUCCGCGCUUUAAGUUGGGCUACUGUGCCCCACCGUUUGUUUAUGUUAACCAAGUGGUUUUGUUCCUAACACCAUGGCUUUUUGGGGGCAUCGGCACACUACUCUGCCAGCUGCAGGUACUUCAAGAACUUCAUGCUGCCGUGCUCUCUGGUAUGCUUAUGUUUGCUGCUGCAGUGGCUGUCCAGGCCCUGGCACAGUAUGCAGCGCGUAAGAGUAGCACAGUGGAGAGGCUUGGUGCACCCAAUAUUUUGGUUGAUGAAGAGGAAGUGGAAUUCACCAACUGUGUCAGCCCAGAAACAGUUCGAUUCAUUGCUCCUGGGAAGCGCUUUGGACUUAAUGUGGUGCUGCAUACAAUUCUAGCUGGAGUUCUGUGUGGCUUUGGAACAUGGUAUGUGUUCCUUGGUAGACUUACUGCUCUCUAUGGUAGCAUUGGUGUUUCCCUUGUAGUCUUUGUCCUUAGUUGGGUGACACUAUGUAUAGCUGAGUAUUCCUUGAUUGUAAAUACAGCCACAGAGACAGCUACUUUCCAGGCACAGGACACUUAUGAGAUCACCCCACUCACCCGGCCUCUCUAUAUUUUUGCUUUCAUCGCCGUGGACUUGGCUUAUCGGUUUUCAAAUCCUGUUCCUGAGCUCCAUCUUUCCAGUCAGACUCUCCAUGUGCUGUUCCUCUUUUUACCUCUGCUGUGGGCGUUGGGUAUACUGCCUCCGCUGGAUGCCUUGCUCCUCUGGGGCAUGGAGCAGGCUCUUGUCUUUGGCUUAGGUGGCUCGCCCAUGUCUAGCAACCUCAGGCUGCUAUUAAUGUUUAGCUUAUCCACCAGUGUAGCUGUAUGUAAUUACUUUAUUCCGUCAACACUGGGGGUGGUGCUGUUCUCCGUCUCCAUGGGAUUCCUCCUCAGCCUGGACCUUAGCCAAGUUCACACAUUGUGCAGGAGACCCAACACAACUUUCAGGAACCAUGUACUACAUAGAGAGGUCUCUCAGCUGUCACCUCCUAGUUCAUUUGGAUGGACUCUUGGCAGCAGGGAACUUCUUCUACAUUUAAUUCUGCUCCUCGUGGCCAUGGCAGAGGGAGGACUCCUUCAUCACUUCACCGGACCUGUUCAGUCUCUGUUACAGGCUCCUAUUAGCUACCUCCUCCUCGCAAUCUUCUGCGUCUGUUGGGCUAUAAGAGAGAUCCAGGAGGCUUAUGUGUUUGGUGGGAUUUUUCUCAAUCCUUUUUACCCCAGAGGGAUGUCCAAUGUGCAAACCUUCAAGCAAAAGAGUAAAGGGUUGUACAUCGCUGCUGCAUUCAGAAGAAUCCUCCUUUAUCUUGUGUCUCCAUUUGCAAUGAUAGCGUUCCUCUCUAUGGACAAAUCUCUGCAGUUCACCCACAGGGUCUCCGUCAGCGUGGGAUUCACACGAGCUUUCAGAGUGGUAUGGCAGAGUUCAGAAGAUGCUCUACUUCAGAUGGUUAUUGUGGUUUUAUUACGAUUUGCAGAAGGAAGUAAAAUACUUUCAGGGUGGGAUGACUUGGGAACUGAAGUUCAGCUUCUUCUGGUGGGACUCCUAAUCGACAGAUUAAGGCAGUUUGUGGCCAAACUAAAGUUCACGCUCACAGUCUUGGUGACCUCUUGGACAGAGAAGAAGCAGCGCCGUCAGUCAGCUGGUAUUCUCCUGGCCCUGAACGCAUCCCUGUGCCCACUUCUGCUGGCAGUUGUGGCCCUUUCUGCCCUUCUCUCUGCCCCCUUGUUGCCUCUUUUCACACUCCCAAUCUUCCUUGUGGGAUUUCCCCGGCCUCAGCGCAGUUGGCCGGGCCCUGUGGGCACCGCCUGCCCCUGUCCAGAUUCAGUCUUCUACAAGCAAAUGAUUGGUAGUCUCGCAUCUUCUCUGAGGACCGCCUUUGCAAGAGGGUCACUUGGUUCCUUAACCCCAGGUUCUCAUUUUCUUGGCCGCUUCCAGGAUCGUAUGGUUUGGAUAAUGAUUCUGGAGAGAGGAUAUGGCUACUGCACGGUCAACAUUAAGGGUCUUGAGCUACAGGAGACAUCUUGCCACACGGUGGAAGCCCGGAGAGUUGACGAAGUGUUCGAGUCCGCUUUUGAACGUCCUGAACGUCUUGGCUUUAGCCACGGUUUUAACCCGCACUGGGGAAACGCUCUCACUCCCUGCGCCGCGCUCGAAGUGCGGGUAUAUUCUGAUGCUCGAAAUGUGCUUUCUGGCAUCAUUGACUCGCAUGAAAACUUGAGGAAACUUCAAGAUGACUUCAUGAAAGUUCUGAUCUGGCUGCUCCUUCGAUAUUGUGUACAGAAGCACAAAGGGUUUCUAUGGAGCAGCCAGGAGGGGUCAGGGAUUUGGGGAAUGAAGUCCCAGUCCUCACAGUUUGCCCAGACCACAUGUAACCAGCCACCUGAAGCUGUUAUGGUAGAAUCAAAUAUCUCCUCUGUCAAAUUCAGACAGGACAGCUCCAGUAUGACUUCUUUUGGUGACUGGUCAGACGAGGAUGAUCUGUUUGGACCCCAACCAGCUAAACGGACUGUGGCAUUAGUGACUGCAGAGGCUCAUCCUGGACACACAUCGCUAGAGACCGGAGCUUCUUUGCCAGGUUCUGUAGAAAUGGAUAGCCUUUUUGAAAACAUGGCACUCUCUGCUCUUCAGCCCCUGCAGCCUCUGGGACUGGGCAUCGGGAUGCCCGCUGUAGAUAAAGGAUUAAACCCGGAACUCUUCAGGGAGAACCCCCAUCUAAACUUCAGCUGUCCCUAUUCAGAAUUAUUCAACCUACCACCAGGGUGGAGGACAGCCCCGUUACUACCCUCCUGCUUGCUGUCACUUCGGCCUUUAUUUCCAGAGGAAUGGUUCCGGUUUACGUUGGGGCGGUUUGGGGUUGCCAUGCAGGGACAGACCUCGGAGGACAUGAACAAAGCACUGAAGGAAGAUGAGGUUUUGAAAGAACUGCAUGUUAAGGUCGCACUGUCAUGCCUUGUCUCACUUGGUGCCGAGUCGGCCUUCAAUAGUCCCAGUUACAUAUACAGGGUGUAUUGUGGGGAUGUGCCAUGGACGGAAGGACUGGACUGGCUAUCAUCAAGUAAAGAACUUUACCAGCUCACACUAAAAGCAUUCAGGCUAAGUUUCAAGCUCUUGUUUGAUCAGGCUAGCCUUGGGCCAAUGGAGUCCUACGAGGAGUUGUUCAGCACUUUAGAAGAUUAUGAAAGAGACUGGUACAUCGGCCUGGUGACAGAAAAAGGCUGGCACGACAGCGUCCUUCAGGAGAAGCCCUUUCUAUUUUCCUUGGGACACGAUCUCACCAUGGGUACCUACACAGGCCGUGUCCUGUCCCUGCAGGAGCAGUUGGUGCAGGUCGGACGCUUAAAUGGCGAAGGGGUUCGAGGCCAGUGGGCGAACCUCUCCUGGGAACUUUUGUACGCCACAAAUGAUGACGAAGAGCGCUACAGCAUCCAGGCUCACCCUUUCAUGCUUCGAAACUUAACCGUUCAGGCUGCCGAUCCUCCUCUAGGGUACCCCAUUUACUCAUCUGCUCCCCUUCACUUCCCCUGCCUCUGACCCUAUCGUUUUUACACAUACUGGAGGGGAAUCACUUUCUUUACAAUUGGUAAGGAAACUGAAAACGGCCUGCCGUACAUUUUUAAAAAUGUUUUUAUCAUUUUCUUGUGAUAGCGAGAUCAACUCUAACCGUUUUAAGUCUCUUUAUUUUGUGGUAAACAACAAAAACAGCAGAAGAGAAAACUCGCAAAAGUUUUUAUUUUUUUUAAGUCUAUUUUUUUGUUGUCAAUUUUUCAUCUAUUAGUGGAUCUACGUACCUCAAACUCCUUAAGUCUUGUCAUGUACCAGCCCCCACCCCUUUCCCCCCCUAAAACCUCUGAACAAACAGGUUGAAUGAUAGAAUCAAGGGCCGAUGUGCAUCUGCACAUGGUGCAUUCACUGAGCUCUGGACAUUAGUGGACCCAAACAGCCAGUCAGCCCAAUACAGUUUGCUACAAUACCUUUGUCAUUUUUAUACAAUCCAGAGCAAAA